CUCGUCAGACACGCAGCAGCAAGGGUACGAUGUGGGCAACACAGGUCCUUCAAACAUCGCGAACGACGUACAGGGGCGUGCGAGGAUCCGGUGCAGGCCAGAGCCUCAAGACGUCGGCGCGGUCCUCUUCGGCCUCGCGCCCAACGCAGGCGGCCGCGGUCCUGUCGGGCCAAGUUUUCAAGCGAUCGCAGCGCGGCCUCUUUGAUGGUGCUCUGCCCCAGAGCGGCAACGUCAUCCCCAAAUCUCGGCAAAAGACGGCACGGACAUGGAGGCCAAAUGUGCAGCUCAAGAGCGUCUGGUCGGACAUUCUGCAGGCCAACCUCAAGCUCCAUGUCAGCACAAAGGCCAUGCGGACAAUGAGGAAGAUGGGCGGACUCGAUACAUACCUCGCAAAGCGGGACGGGGCAUACCUCGGAGAGAUGGGAAGGUCGCUGAGGAAUCAGCUGGGUAGCAUCGUUAGAGAAAAGCAAAACGGCGUGCCUCUAGAUGUGCUGCGCGAGGAGAUGAACGAGACUCUCGGGCAGAACGCCGACGUGAGCCUCGAGCACGGUGUCGACGAGGCGGCCACACUGAAAGGCACCGAGGACGCUCUUCAGACGGAAAUGGACCGAAUGACUCUUGAGCUGCAAAACAAGGCCACGCUGCAGGAGCGCAUCGGAGAGGCUGCCGCACCAGCCGCACAGCAACAGCAGCAGCAGCAAUAAUCACAGGAAAGGAGAGAAGAGCCCGAUGUAUUGUAACAUACUCCAAUGACACACGUUUUGUGA
Molecule: messenger RNA, 767 nt
Organism: Acaromyces ingoldii
Lineage: Eukaryota; Fungi; Basidiomycota; Exobasidiomycetes; Exobasidiales; Cryptobasidiaceae
Exons: 1
Coding region: 30-704 (224 amino acids)
Cellular component (GO): mitochondrial large ribosomal subunit
Molecular function (GO): structural constituent of ribosome
Source: RefSeq, a predicted model, not a curated record